Scomber japonicus (chub mackerel) is the source of this 1059-nucleotide messenger RNA. RefSeq names its product transcription factor EC (gene tfec). Gene Ontology annotation, cellular component: nucleus. Gene Ontology annotation, molecular function: RNA polymerase II cis-regulatory region sequence-specific DNA binding; protein dimerization activity; DNA-binding transcription factor activity, RNA polymerase II-specific. The coding region runs from base 6 to 1001 and encodes 331 amino acids. The record is from RefSeq and is a predicted model, not a curated record. Gene Ontology annotation, biological process: regulation of transcription by RNA polymerase II. NCBI's taxonomy places the organism in Eukaryota, Metazoa, Chordata, Actinopteri, Scombriformes, Scombridae. The transcript has 8 exons.
GACACAUGCCCUCUGUUAGCGACAGCAGCAAUCCCAACAGCCCUGUUACCCUACUCACGAUGGCAAAUCACGACAGCGAGUUUCCAAUGGAUGAAGUUAUUGAUGACCUAAUUAGUCUUGAAUCCGGUUUCAAUGAUGGAGGCUUGGAUUGCAUGGAGUCUAACAUCAUAAUGCAAAACAAUGUGUCACUCAGUAGCAGCAUGCUGGACGUCUAUGGGGGUGAACAAGGUAUGAAAGCCCCUAAUGGUGGAAUGAGCCCCACAUCUAACCCCACAAAGCUCACUGUUAAAAGGGAAUACACAGAACAUGACACAAGGGUGAUGGCCAAAGAGCGGCAGAAAAAAGACAACCAUAAUUUGAUUGAAAGAAGACGAAGAUACAACAUCAACUACAGGAUUAAGGAGCUGGGGACACUCAUACCAAAAUCGAAUGACCCCGACAUGCGCUGGAACAAAGGCACUAUCCUAAAGGCCUCUGUGGAGUACAUAAGGUGGCUGCAGAAGGAGCAGCAGCAUGCUCGGGAACUGGAGAGCCGUCAGAAGAAGCUGGAGCAAGCGAACAGGAGACUGCUGCUGAGGAUCCAGGAGCUUGAGAUCCAGGCACGAGCACAUGGACUUCCAAACAUGUCUACAGCUUUGGGGACUGUUGAACUAUCCUCCCACCUCCUCAAACAACAACAGCACCAGGAGGACCCCAACAGCGACUACCUCCAGAGGAUAGCCGUGGUGGCUGGUGUGCCAUCCAUCCCGGCCACCGGCGGGCUGCAGGAUCACAUCACAGGCGCCGAUGGCUGCACCACAUUUUCUGACCCGCUGUCCCACUUCACAGACUUCUUCAGUGCUACGCUCAAGGAGGAACAUCGGCUGGACGAGAUCCUGAUGGAUGACCCGCUCUCGCCAUUUGGCACCGACCCUCUCCUCUCGGCAGGCUCGCCUGGAGCUGCAUCAAAAGACAGCAGCCGCAGGAGCAGCUUCAGCUCUGCAGAGGGUGACGACCUAUAAUGGGUGCCCUCUCCAGAAACACACUCUUGUCAUCUCCUUGUGACAACACAGUUGUAAU